AUGAGUCCGGACACUAAGGCGUUUUUGAUCCUGAUCAAACAACAAGCCAAUCCAUGGGUUCAAAACGCGCUGAAGGAGUACCCCCAAUAUGCAUAUCGAAGCUUGGCAUCGACGCGGGACCCUCUUCUCAGAUCCUCUCUACAUUGUGCAAUGGUUCGCAACAAGCUGGCAGGCUACGUCGAGGAUCACACAGCCAAAGUUCUUCAACAAGCCAAGAAAGAGUUGCUUGGCGGCCUCAUGGUGAGCAUUGAUUUAAGUAAGGCCUUUGAUCUUCUCAAGUACUCGGAGAUGAUGCUAGCUUUAAGGGACACAGGGAUGCCGGAGCCACUCUGCAGAAUGCUCUUGCACAUCCAUAUGCAGACGAAGCUUUUAAUAGAACAUGGUGGCUACUCUCGCACAGCAUCCAUGCACAGAGGACUACGUCAAGGAUGUUGUGUGGCUCCCAUGAUCUAUGCGUGUUGGACCAUUCGAUUAUGCAAGGUUCUGGAUGCCCGGAUGCGCCCCACCGGCUCAUCGACAUCAGGCACGUGGACUCAGCAUCACUUGUCCAUUUAUGCAGAUGAUAAGCAUUGUCACUGGGAAAUUGACUCCAUCCGCAGUUUCAAUAAUGCUCUAAUUGAUCUACGGACUGUAUUAAACACCAUUGUGGAGCUUGGAAUGCAGAUCAGCAUCCAGAAAUCCCUGGCGACCAUUGCUCUCAAAGGCGCGAAGGCGGCCAGCAUCAUGCGCAAGCACAUUAAAAGCUGGAACGGUCAGCGUAGUCUAGUCCUGCGUGAAGACUCACAUGACAUACACAUUCCGCUAACAGACGAAAUGCAGUAUUUGGGGGCUGUGUUGACCUACGGCAACUUUGAGAUGGCAACGGCAAAGCGUCGCGUGCAGCAGGCCAAUCUCAACUACGCGCAGCUCAAGCCUGUUCUACGCACGAAUGGACCCCUGAGCCAGGAAUCACGACUUCAGCCUGUCGUCUUCUACAAAGCACGGCAUCUCUACCUCUUCUUCAGCAUCUACAACAGCAGGAGCAACUUGGCAGUGUACAACGGCAUGGCACCACAGCAGUGCUGGUACAGCAGGCGUGGCAGCAGGUGCAACAACAUGUCAUCACUCAAGCUCGCAGUCUCAGCGCGCUAUUUCGGCGACCAUGCAGUUCUGGCAUACAAGUGGCUCCGACAACAGGACUGCAGCCACAUCACUGACCAGGACUACCAUCCGACCAUGCCCAGAAGAUCCGAGGUGCUCGGGCAGGAUCUUCAGAGUCGAAGCCUCAAAGUAUUCAGGCAGAGUCAGGCCAUGCAUGGAACCAUUGCGCAAUACUUCACCGGCAGGGCCCUGAGCAGCGAAGUUAUCGCACAGAGGGCAGCGAAUCAUGCGACCCCGUGGACAUGCAGACUGCAGCUACGCAAUCCUCACGCGAUGUGCUAUGUCAAUGCUGGUGUCCUAGCUCUGCUGCACUGCAUCGAGAUUGGGGAUAUCGCUACGCCAGAGCUCCAAUUCCUGAUUAAGGUUGGGGAAAAGGCGGCUACAAAAGCCAGCAAUCUGCUGCUUCCUCAGAUGCAACUCUUUCGCAGGCUCACUCCAGAGUGGACUUUCCAUGAUGAACAACAGGACACCGCGGAGUAUCUCCACGCCUUUUUCUCUGGGGUUAUGAGUCUACAGGCCAUAUGGGACUCACGCACUCAGACAUUGGAGGGCAUUCGACUUCGCGCGCAAGGUUCGCAACCUGUUGCUAUCCCCCUCACGUCUGCAGGUGGCAGGGCUGAUCUCCAAGCGCUCAUCCACGCAUGGCACCGAACUGAGGACACAAAUGCGCUAACCUCGACUGCUCCGCUCAUCUGUCUUCAACUUGGCAGAUAUGUCGAGGCAGGCAAGCAGAUGACCGCACUGAACAUCUCCGACACAGUCAUGAUCCCAGUUUUCGAUGACCUAUCGCGAACCCAAUGGCAUGAAUAUCGGCUGAAUAGUGCAAUCAUCCAUCUUGGCAGGCAGCGGCGAGCCCCGACGCAGAUCACGCAUAGCCGGGCUCGAACACAGCUGCUGGCACUCCCGGGUACUUCGAAGGCCAUGAAUCGUGCGUUGGAGGAGGUGGAUACUCCGAUGCCAGAGGCCCAAGAACAUGGCUUCUUUGAUAAGUACUGGCCGGCACUUUCCAAGGGCGCGGGCUCGAUUGGGGACGGGUCUACUGCACCAUCGCUCGCUGCGGAGAAUGAGCCCACCCAAGCAAAUCCUGAGCGAGCUCCCAAAGCUCCCAAGACAGACGUCGACAAAGCAGGCAACGGCAAAGGGAAUGCUUCAGCGAUAUUCCACACUGAGCAUGGCUCCAAGCGUCGUGGCCGCGACUCACGCAAUCAAGGAGGCAGCCAAUGGGAUCAAAGGCAAUGGAGCAGCUGGGGCAAUCCUAAGAGGCAGACCUCCGAUCGCGAAAAAUCUCUGGAGGAAGAGAUAGCCACUCUCAAGGAGUGCAUCUUCUCCAUGCAGAAGUUGGCGCUACGACAUGAGGAUUUCCUGUGCUGCCUACGCGCUGAAGUUUCAUGGGUAAUGUUCUUGCGUGUGGAUAUGCGUGCCAGUGUUGUGAAGCCGUUGUAUGCCAUGCAGCAAGAAUGGCGCGACCUCAAGGACAAAUCCCCGGAAAAACUUACUUCCACCAUGCGCGUGGCUCUGGUGAAGGCUCUGUUUCGGGAGUUUGGCAAGCGCGUUGAACUGCUGCCCAAACAGGAGGACCAGAUGACGUCACUUCGCAAGCUUGGAUGGCUGCAUGCCGAUGAAAUGACAUGGGGCUAUGUGCAGUGGGACCCACAGAAUGAGCGGCUGGUUCCCAACAAGGAAAAGGCGGGAGUAUCAUUUGAGCAGGUGGCGGCUGUCAUUGCCUCCAUCCAGCAGCUGGCGGACCGUGAAGAGGCCAUCAUGCGGUUCCAUCCGAGCCGCCCCUUGGAACAGACUAUGGGAGGACGCAAUCUCACUUUUACGCUUCAGUUGAGUCUCUUUGGCGACGCUUCGAAUAGCAUCAAAGAGCAUCUGGAGCUACUCAGUGGACUAGCGGCCACGCAGCUGAUAGGCAU
Messenger RNA from Symbiodinium necroappetens, 3056 nucleotides. The record is from the annotation of a GenBank genome assembly. Lineage: Eukaryota; Dinophyceae; Suessiales; Symbiodiniaceae.